ACACACUUACAGUCUGCACGUCAGUCCCGCCGGAUAUAAUCUCCGAAAACUCGCACAGCAAAGCUUGCAUAUUUGUCAAAUGAAAAACAUCGGUAUUAUCCGGCACGUCGGCGUCGUUACCAAGGAUUGCAAUACCACGGAAUCAACCGAUCGGUUCUGAGUGUUCAUCUCGGCAGCCUGCAUUUGGCAUGACAUUAUGGUGAACUAUCCAGUGCUGACCUUUGACCUACUUGAUGGAAAUGGGAAUCGAGGAAGAUGUCAAAGUGCACUCCGCCAGUGAACAGCCUCGCGAAGUGGAGAGGGAUGGCCAUUCUACCCCACGUCCCCGUCGUCAUCGUCGCAUUGCUCAGCAUCAGCAUCAUUUCCGCCGUACAUGGAUCUGAAGAUGGCCCCUUGGUCGGAUUGAAGCAAGGCAAGUACCGGGGCAACUAUGUGACGUCGACGAAAGGCGAGUACGUGGCCGAAUACCUGGGAAUCCCCUACGCCAAGCCACCGACCGGAGACCUGCGACUGGCCAACCCCCAACCCCUCACUCAACACCCAGAGGAGGUGUACCACGCCAAGACGUACGGUGCGGCCUGCCCCCAAGUGAUCGACACAGUGUUCGGCAACUUCACGGGCGCGACGAUGUGGAACCCCCCGGGUGGGGUGAUGAGCGAGGACUGCCUCUAUCUCAAUGUGUGGGUGCCACAGAAGAACUCGGGCCAGAGCAAGACCGUCAUGGUGUGGAUACACGGGGGUAGCUUCUUCAGCGGCACCAGUAGUCUGUGGUUCUACAACGGCAAUACAAUGGCAGCUUCCAAUGACGUCAUCUUAGUCUCCUUUAACUACCGCUUGGGGGCGCUGGGCUUCCUGAGCUCCGGUGAUGACCGAAUCCCAGGUAAUUUCGGUCUGAUGGACCAGGUGCUUGCUCUGAAAUGGAUCAAAAACAACAUCAAGACGUUCGGGGGCGACCCAAACCAGGUGACCCUAGUUGGAGAGAGUGCAGGUGCGACCAGUGUCACCUACCAUCUCCUGUCCCCCCUGAGUAGUGGACUAUUCCAGCGGGCUAUUAUACAGAGCCACGCUGGUGACGCUGUUGUAUUCAAUGAUCGAGAACUAGCUCGAGGCGGUGCGGUUACAUUUUUCGAUAGAUUAAAAUGCAAAGACAAUGCUGAAAUAUUAGAAUGUUUGCGAAAAGAACGCUUUGACACUUUCGUAAGAGAGCAAUGGAUGCCAGGCGGUAUUUGCCCUCAUAAACCCACAAUAUCACCUUUCAUGCCACAACUACCGGAAGUUCUCCUUCGUGAAGGAGGCUUCAAAAAGAAGGCUGUCUUGAUCGGCUCAAACAAAAACGAAGCGACCUAUUUCAUGAUUUACCGUCUGAAAUCUGUAUCCAUUAAUGAUCCUGUUAGCGGGCAAACACAACAGAACAUAAAAGAAGCCAUUAGGUUUUUCCAUCCUGAUUUGGACGAGGCUCAAUGUGAGCGCGUCUUCAACUACUAUACUGACAACAUCGACGAAAACGACCUUGUCGGCAACCGUAACGCCGUUGAUGCCCUGAUGGGUGAUCGCUACUUCACAUGCCCUACUGUAAACGUGGCGGAGAGCAACGUCGCUGUUGGUGGUGAGACCUUCUACUACUACUACAACCACCGUGCGUCAAACGAAGUAUGGCCUGCCUGGAUGGGAGUGAUGCAUACUGCUGAGAUAAAGUUUGUAUUUGGAGUGCCGUUGAACAACACCCUGGGAUACACAGCUGAGGAGAAGAGAUUCUCCCAGAGAAUGAUGUCCUACUGGACCAACUUUGCCAAGUCAGGAAACCCAAAUGGUCACGGUAACAGCCCCUGGCCAAAGUAUACGUCCAGCAAGAGAGAGUUCCUGGAACUAGUUCUGCGAGAGAAGAAGCAUGACGGAGGUCACAGGUUGGACGAGUGCCGGUUUUGGAGCAGCUUGCUCAACUCGAGCAACGGAAGCCAUGUCAGCAUCACCAGUGUCGCAGUGCUAGUGGUAGUCGCCAUCUUCGGAGUGACGCUGUAGGGUUGUCACGUGUUGCAGGGUUAUCACAUGAUGUACACCUGUCACGUGUCAUAGGAGUAUCACGUGAUGUACACCUUUCAUGGCAGGCACGUUUUGCCGUAUUCCGGCGAUAGUUUACUUGGUUUGCGAACAUGUUUAUUUCGACAGCAAGACUACUAGUCAACAAGAAGGAAAUAGCGGCCUUGCGACGGAUCUUUACCCCAGAUUAUGUUUUUCUGAUGCAUUUGCCCAACGCACUAAAACAAUGAGAACAAAAUUUAGGGAUGCGUCAUACGUAUAGUAUAAUAUCAUUCUGAUCAGAGAUUUUACUGGAUAAACAGAUCUCUGGGUGAAGAUAUGAGGAACGCGCCUCUUUAGCUUCGCGAUAUGGAGAAGUUCGGGUAGUGUGUGGAAGCAAAUAUCAGUGCAAGAGACAAUCACUUUGCCGAAACAAUCAACUAAUGACAUGAUGUGUAGAUCUGUCUCAAAACAAACAAUGUAGUCCGUAUUUAUUUGUAUUUUCAUACCUAUUUUUGUUUUAAUAAAUGUCACUGAUAUUGUUUUCUUC
This is a messenger RNA of Haliotis rufescens (red abalone), 2566 nucleotides long. RefSeq names its product acetylcholinesterase-like. Gene Ontology annotation, cellular component: plasma membrane. The record is from RefSeq and is a predicted model, not a curated record. The transcript has 8 exons. Gene Ontology annotation, biological process: choline metabolic process; acetylcholine catabolic process. The coding region runs from base 256 to 2019 and encodes 587 amino acids. Lineage: Eukaryota; Metazoa; Mollusca; Gastropoda; Lepetellida; Haliotidae. Gene Ontology annotation, molecular function: acetylcholinesterase activity.